Molecule: messenger RNA, 18804 nt
Organism: Xyrichtys novacula (pearly razorfish)
Lineage: Eukaryota; Metazoa; Chordata; Actinopteri; Labriformes; Labridae
Source: the annotation of a GenBank genome assembly
GGGUGUGGAGGGAGUGUGAGUAGAUGAGAGCUGACAGGAUGCAGCUUCUCCUCAGCGGGCCUCAUACUCCAUCCUCCGGGCGGUGCGCCCUGCGUUAUGACGCCAGGCCGUUUGACGAGUGCAUUACGUGGGACACAGCCGCUUGGAUCCCGGUUAUGUAAUGCAUCGGAUGCUGCUGCACGCACAGAGAAGUAAAGGGUUAAAAAACCACUGACGGAUGGCUGAUUUAGACGCAAAACUCGGCGUGUUUGCUUAUUUCUGACCGCACAGGCCUCUGUUGUUGGCGAAGAGGAUGAAAGCUGUGAAUCGAUAAGGUACCGAGUGUUCGAGCCCGUCUGGGCAUCAGUGGCCUAUCUCUCUCCCUGAGGUGCAUAGACGUCUGGAGUCUGCGGAAGCUGCACUGCUUCUUUUGUAGCCGAAUAAGGCGCAUCUCUGUUUGGAUUCGUUUUAUUUAUCAGUGGAAAUAAACCAAUGCGGGUUUGUUUCAGGGAAGAAUCACAUUCAGAUUUGUUUCCAAGACGCAGCGGUUCAACCCAGCAGCAGCCACAGAGGUGUAGAGGUACAAACAAUGGCGGGUCCCGAGCAGUCCCAGCAGCAGCAGCAGGUGGAGGAGAAAGCAGAGCACAUAGAUGAUGCUGAGAUGGCCCUGCAGGGCAUCAACAUGCUGCUCAACAACGGAUUCAAGGAGAGCGAUGAGCUCUUCAAGAGAUACAGGUGAUUAUCUGCUCCUUCAGCUCUGUUAGAUGUGCUAUUGCAUGUUGCAUGCUUGAGGAAAGAACAUCAUCUACAUCUGCAUAAAAUUAAAGAAACUAACUGUUACUCAGGACAUUAGGUUUCUGUAUAGUCCUAUGAAGCCAUACAUGUAAAUUAUGCCAUUAAACAUGCACACAAGCCUGCUUGUCACUGAUAAGGGUCUGUCUCCACUGAUGUGUCUUUCUGCACCAUUGACAGACUGGCACUAAAAGAGGGAUGAUAAGAGUGCACGGUGUGAUAAGAAUCAGGAAUAUACCAUCUUCUUAAUCUCACGCAGCCUCUUCGAGACACUUGAUCUCAAGACAUUAUUUUCCUUAUAUUGCAAGGUGAGGUUACAGCUGGGGAGCAGCAAUUACAAUCAAUGUUUAGAAACACUGAGGGAACCUGUUUUAACAACAGUAAACUGCUGUACCAUGAAAGUUAAGUGGCGUUUUCUACAAAGACUGCAUUGCCUUUUGUACUGUAUCAAACAUACAAUCAUACUCUGUUUUUUUAGCAUUCUGGUGAUAUAAUAUAAUAUAAACUAGUGAUAUUUGUUCCUUUAUAUAUUUAUUCAUGUCUUUUUUUUUUUUUUUUAACAAUUUUCAGUACUUAGUGUUAGAUUCAGUAUGAUGAAGGUUCAUCAGUCUCUCAAUCAAGUGUAAUAAAAGUAUACAUAUUUGUUAUUUUAUGAUUAUACAGGAGUGAUGGUUUAUUUGUCCCCUAUGAUAUUAGAAGGGCUUUGGCUGUAUCAGAUCUUCAACUCAGGAUUUUCAUGGCCAUAACAUAAAGAUAUCAUCACAAUAUGUUUUGAAAAACAUGCACAUGAAACACUAUCUGUUAAAUUGAGAAAGAUGGAUGUACUUCAUGUAUUUUGAUAUUUUUUUCUUGUUUUGGUAGCUUUAUUUGUUACAUGGUCAAACUGUGCUUUUAUUGUUAAGUGUUUUACUUCUGGUAGAUCGUGAGUUAUUGAUCUGAAGGAAAAUAGUCAAAUGAAUCACAAGGAAGUACAAAUGUCCGGUUGACUAAUAAACCAAAGAGGUACCAGCUCAGAUGUUGUAUUUGGAUUACAAUGAAUCUUGAAAUGUUCAAUUUUAAAAAUGCAGAAUCAUUUGGCUAGUUUGCUGUGUGCAGCCAAUUAGUAGGUGAUGGCAGCUUGUCUGCCAACACCAAGCUUCAACAUGCUGGCUGUGUGGAAGUAUUUUGAAGCUACUGAAACACAAUAGCAGUAGGCAAUAGGAGGAGGAGCAAAACAGCAAACCUGUAACAAUGCCAAUUCAAUUGUGCAUCUUAACUAUCAUCCUGAAGCACAGAGAGUUUCUGAAAAGUAAGAACAAAAAGCAGUGGCACCAGCUUAAACCUAUCAACAGUCUUUGCAGGGGUCAUUCAGCAAAGCUUCUUUGUACAGAGGAGACCACCUAAAGGGGAAGGAGAUAACCAAGAAAAUUAUUGUGAUUUAAACUCUUAAUGACUAGCCUUGAAGAUGCAAGCUUCUGCAGUCGAAUGGUGAACUUUCAGCUUCUCUCCAGCAGUCUAGAUGAUAGUAUUUCCCAAAUGUUUCCUGACCUGAACUUCAGAGCUUGCGCUCUGCCAAAAAGAGAAGGGUUUUACUGAUAUUACUCAUAUUAGCUUUACUUUAGACAUCUGGACAUUGACUGUUAGUCCUGUCUGCAUGUUGAGUCUCACUGCAUAGUGAAUUGACAUCAGGCUAUAUACAGAAAUAUCUAUUUGAUGUUCAUUUCAAAAGAUGUGUGCAUAUUACUAUUGGUGUCAGUAUUAGUAUCUGUAUCAGCCAAAUGAUUUUGAAAACAUUGGCAUUACAUGUAUUGGCAAAAAUAUUCUGCACCCACAGAAGUGAUGUCACUUGUCAGGGUUUGAUUUAUUGUCUCUUUUUUUCCUGGAUGCAAAGUCAACUGAUGAUUUUCUAGAAAAUAUUCCUCUUAGUUAUUCAUCUUUGUCCCUCCUUUUGUCUCUGCAGGACCCAGAGUCCACUGAUGAGCUUCGGGGCCAGUUUUGUCAGUUUCCUGGUGAGUGUCCUCUCCUCUCAUUUCAAUAUAGCUGUAGAAAAUGCCAAAUGAAAUAUCAGCCAGUGUUAAGAAAUUGCAGAGCAGUGAUUCAUAAAAAUGCAGCAGAGUGAGAUCCAAGCUGAUAAAGUCACAGCUUAUAAGUAGCCCAGUACAAAGACCUGAAAUAACCCAAUCUGUCAGAUUGUUUGUCACCACUGGCAUCCUCCGCAUCCCUCACCAUCCAUUAACAUAAUGGAUGCAUCUUCAUCCUGUCUAAGAACAGAACUGCUUGUUCAGAAAGACACAUUACUGUAACAGUGUGCACAUCACUGCUGGGUGAGGGUGAGUUUUCACAACGUGGUGGUCACACACACACACACACACACACACACACACACACACACACACACACACACACACACACACACACACACACACACACACACACAGACACACAGCACAGCACAGCACAGCACAGUACAGCCACUUGCACACCAUGAAGACAGGGAUGAUGUCAUCCUUUGACCCUGAUAUGCAAACUGGCCCUAAAGGGAGUGGGGGAGGUGACAUCUGACCAUCAUGGUGGGCAUGCUCAGGGCUCCGUUUAGUGCUGCAUGAACUGAGAGGAUGCCUCGGUUACACAAUGAAAUAUCAAAAAGUCAGACCAGAAAACUCUUCUUUAAAUGUCACUCAAAUGUGACUCAGUGCAUGAUAAUUAUUGGUACUUCUGUGAGAGAAGUAACAUUGACUCUGUAUGCGUGGUUAUUUGAUUUCGGUUCAAGUGGACAGUAAGAGGUUAUAGCACCAUGUCAACAAAGACAUGUUUUUGUUGUUAUAAAUGUGUCGGGUCUCUUUAAUUCCAAAAACACAGCUGUACAGAUGUCACUGUGUUCCUCCAUUCAUUGUUAAGCACAAGAGCCCUUUGUCCUUUAUAAGUCUAUUACAUAACACUCUUUCCUUCUUAUUACAAGAUCUUGGGGUUUGUAAGCCAGCUUAAGCAUAGAUCUGUGCUGUUGGACAACACUAUUUAAUAUCAGUGUUUGAUACUUCAUGUCUAUUUCUCCACAGAGACAUCAAGAACCAUUUAAAUACAGUCUCAAAACCCUUGUAUGUGUUUAAAUGCUAAGCUAAAUGCUUACUAAAGAAAAGACGAUUUCAAUUCUGAAUCUGAUCAGUAUGAUAAAACUGCAACAUAGCCCUGAUUUUUAAAGCCGUAUAAAACAAUAUAUCGUUUGAAACUCACAAUUGUGAUAUGUGUGUCUGCAACAGUCACAUCAGGGACGUGCAGUGUCAGUCACAAGACCUGAAACACAUCAUGCCGUCACCACUUUUUUAUUAAACUGUUUAAAAGCAUCCAUCUGAUAUAUCUCUAAUGCUGCCCCACAUCAAAUAUAGAGCACAGACUGACAUGCAUGCAUAGUCUGUGUCUGAGUGUCAUUAGAGCCGAGCUCAGGCGGUCAAAACACAUCCAUAUAGGAUGAAGGGAUUCUUUGUCAAAUAACAACUUUCAUGGGGCUGCUCAUACAGCUGUUCAUUUUUUUAGAUAUUGAUGACGUGUAAAUCAGCUACUUUUGAGAUAAAGGUUCAGGAAGUUAUGUGUCGCUCCACCUGUCACCUGUUUCUCUGGUUGGAGCCACUGUCAGAGGGCUGGACUUAGUGUGGUAAAAGCAUGAGAGAGGACUCCAUCAUUGUUUUUCUGCAUGUUUUAUAGAAUGCCAUGAUGACGUUUGAGGAAGAGAAGAUGCAGAUGGCCUGUGACGACUUGAGGACCACAGAGAAACUGUGUGAGAGUGACAGCGCCGGGGUCAUAGAGACAAUCAGGAACAAGAUUAAAAAAAGUGUGAGUAUGAAUAUGGACAGCUAAAACAUAUGUAGCAUGAACUCUUGCAUUUAAAACUUCGGGGAGGGGAAUUAUAAAAUAAACUUGCAUAAUAUUAACCCAUUCGUCGAAAGCAAAGAAAGACCAUCAGUACUGAUAGUGAUCCUUAACAGUCUUUGUUAAAUACAUUUUACACAGUGAAGAGUCUCAGUAAGUGAUAUAUAUGACCAUUACAAGACAAAAGUGGAAGUAGUACAACUAACACACGCACAGGAAAAAUCAACAAAGAAAUGAGAGGUAAUACUUCGUCCACAGGUGCUGCCAAAAUCAACACAAACUAUAAUUGAGCUCUUUAUUAUACAGCUUAAGGUUAAAGGGAGGGUUCCAGUUUGGUCUCUCUUCAUGUGCUGAAGCCCGUCAGAUUUUAUAAUUUUAUACUUUUUAUUUUAUAUCAUAUUUGUUUUAUGUUUAGGUCUCUUAAUGCUGCUGCAGUGGCUUAAAAGGCUUUCGAGUAUAAAUACAGCUCAACGAAGCCAAAGAGUCAAAUGCAUAACAAACAAAAUAUAAACAAAUAUAACAAAUAGAAGGAGGAAACAAUAGGUCUGAGACAUGGAAAAAAGGAAUGCAAAAACUGUUCAAACAAUACAUUAAAUAAUAGGUUUUGAGAAGAAGACUGACUUUUAAAGGUUAUGGAUCAGAAAAGUACAAUGGCCCUCCCGGGGCCAACUGCACAAAUAUUUCUGGAAGGCAGUUUGAAAAAUGUCAAAGUAAAACUUUACAUUAUAUGCAAAAAAAAAACUGAAAAAAAAAAAAAAAAAACAUUAUAGACGACAUGACAAUAUUUCACAUGAACACAAACUAUAUUUUGAUAAUACUAUUACAUUUAAAAACUUAAAAAUAUUUCAGAAAUAUAAAUGCAUUUCGAAAACACAAACAUAUUUUAAAAUGGUUUUAGGUUUUGUGAAAUGAUUUUUUUUUUCAGUUAAUAAAGUCCUUUUUUUUUUUUUUUUUUUUUAAUGGCACAGAAAUAUUUGCACAAUUGACCUUCAGGGCCACCAUAGAAAAGACUUGAGAAAUUAAAGCAAUUUAAAAAAAUGGAAAAUGAAAACAAAAAAAGGUUUAUAAAAAUCAAAAAAGAAAGAUUUAGCUGGACUGGUGUGGGCUGGAUUUAGACUAACCAAUAACAAAGUCUAUGUAUAAGAAAUAGAAAAGAUCAAGAGUAAGUUUAGAAAUCAUAUAAGAGCGGUUAAAAAAGAAAAAAGAGCUUAAGAAAGCCAAAAGCAGGGGCCCAGCUAUAGCUUAGUUAGGCAAGCCCCCCUGAGGCACAGGUUGUGAGAUCAAAAUCCAGUCUUUGGUGCAUGAACACCCCCCACAUUUUAAGCGACUCUCUCAAGCAUUCCUGUCAAAUAAAGAUCUUGGAAACAAUCUUGAAAAAAAUCACGAGAUAACAACCUUAAAAUCUUCGCACUAACCUUCGGUUGAAAGUUUCCGAGUUAUUUUUGCAAAGUUUAGAAAGGUGUAGCUGUUUAUUUUCUGUGGAAAUCUAAGAGGGUUUAAGGGAUUACAAAAAAAAAGGGAUUACUAAUUUGGCCGAUCCUAAACAAUCAAGAGCCUGUAAAUAAGAUGGAAAAACAUUAAUCCUAAAAACACAGAGGAUGCCAGAGCAGAUUGCAGUAGAGUUGUUGAUUUAAUCAUGAUGUCAAGAGCAGGAGUAUUGGAGGCCCAGAUAUAGACAUGUUCCUCACAAGAAAACAUGCUAUGCCAUGUCAGGAAAAACCCUUGGAGUCACAGGGUGAGAUUAUUACAGUUAAAUUUUGUAAAAGUGAAUUAAGUUUAACUGCAUUGGGACCUCUCAGUGUCACUCAACUUCAGCCAGGUACUGUGAUAAAAAUCAUUUAACAUGAUGGCAGACAAUGUAUGCAUUGAUUAUGUCUGUUUUAGUUACAAAACAGACUCUUAUCGAUUAUAUAAAACAGCCAAAUUUAACACAGGCUACUGCAAACACUGUCAAAUCACACUGUAUGGCCAUUUAAUCACAAUGUGAAUCAGCUUGUAAUCCUUUUUAAUCAAGCCAAAUCAAUAGCUAUUUAAAGCUGCUAUGAAAUGCUUUUUGUUCCUGUCAAUUUCUGUGCCCCCUGUGGUCAAAGUGUUACCACUAUAAUCACUGUGGACCUAAAUGAAUAAAAACAUCACUAAUGACGGAGAUUGACUUGUUAUCAUGGUGUGGACCUGCAACAGCUUUGAAGUUUAGUUAUUUAGUUGACUAAAGGCACACAUGUCUGCUUGUUAAAACUUAAUAAUGAAACAACUUCUAAAUAGCUUCAAAAUACGUCUUAGUGUAGACUUUGUACCCUAAUGUACAAAUUAAACAGAGCUGGUCCAACAGGCCACUUGUGUUAAGUCCUGUUUCACAAUCUCCAGUACAAUACUGGUGGGAUAUAAUAGAAAUCAGUAGCAGCUCCUCUGAGUUUGUGUUGAUUUUGUCUCCCCUCUUACCUCUCUACUGAUCUCAUCAUGUACAUGUUUUUUUUUUUUGUUUCUAGAUCAGAAAUAUUAACCUGUUUUCUUUGAAAUGUCAAACUUUUCUCUCUCUGUGAAUCUGAAUUGUAGACAAUGUCCACUAAAGCUGUUUUAGCAUCAUGUUUUCAAUCACUUUAUCUGACACCUGCCCUACUGUAGUGGUUACACAGAGAUACACGAGUAAAACCUAAUCUGUUUAACCAGAUCUGUUUAAAGAGUUUAUAUAUAUGGAAAGUUGAUGACAUAUUGAACAGAAAGAAUGGGCAGGGAAGUUGUGUGUCUUUUCUUGUUUAAUGUUUUAUUCAUUUAUUGCCGUCUCUAAAAUUGUUGGCUGUGUUUUCAUGUGAAAUUGACUGUCAGGAGUCCUAAUAGGCACCUUGGAAUCUCCAAUAUUUUGAUGUUUAAUUUCCAAUGCCAUCCUUGUAGAGAUCUUCUGUGAUAACUGCCAACCACAACAGCCCCCAACCCCCCCUCCCCCCAUCACAUAUUCGAUCCUCGGCAUCAGGCCUAAUGAUACAGGCAGCAGUGAGCUCAUGCCAAACCCACUCACAGAUUCAAUUAGUACUUCAGUCAAAUGUGAUCAUCAAACUGAGGGAGGAGUGUGUGGCUGUCGGACAGCUCUUAUCAUGCAGGAAAGUGCUUGUUUCUUUGAUGCCAUCUUUUGCUCUAUGGAUUUCGACAUUGAUCAGUGUAUUUAACACUGCAUGUAACAAUGAUAAGGGCACCCUGAUUAUGAAGGAGGCCUGGCGAUACCUGUCUUUUCAUUGGUUAAACUCAAUAACAGUUUAUCAUCAAUUAUCAUAUGCUUAAAGCAGCUGGAAGGAGGUUUCAUUUUCUGUUGAUUUUGGCAGCCAUGAUGGACAAAAGCAGUAGUGUUUUAGCGCGUAUUGCUGUAAAGACACUUAUCUGGCUCGCAUGUCAGGGCUCCGGGAACUAAAUCUUUUUCAGCAGUUUUAGGCAACUUACUUUGUAAAUGUCUUUAAAAUGGGAAGCUAGUCUGGGUCAGCCCACCGUAGAGACGGACAUGGAGCAGCAGGACUAGUUUAGUGACACAGAGCUGCUCUGUCGGUCUGUCUGUGGUGUGGAGGAGCUUCUCACUCUGUGGCUGCAGCUGUAGCAUGACACGGUGUCUGCAGGAGUCUGCUGCUGCAAGACCUUGUCACCGUUUGUGUAGUGACAGUAACAUGCCAGUUUUCAGUGCAAAAUCAAGAGAAAACCACUAGCUCCCGAUUUCCCCGUUCUCACUGUUUAGAAAUAGCUUAUCUUCACACAGAUUGGCUCAUUCGCUGUUGCAGGUGACAGGGGGAAAUCAGCAGAAACGAGAGAUUUUCUCAAAUCUAGUUAAAAGUUCCUUACAGGAUGUUUAAGUUGUCGUUUAACUUAAUUUUAAGUCUUUUUACUUUUAUCUUAGGUAAACAUGAUUUAAACCAGCCAUAAACACACUGAAUAGAGCACAUUUAUGUUGAAAAUGAAGUCUCUCUCUAAUGCUGUCUGAGGAAAGAGCACGUGCAGAGGGGCUGCCAGCUGAGCUGCUGUAAGGUGCCAAACAUGUUUUUGGAAAGGAUUUCAUUGUUCUAUCGUGUAAGAGGUUUUGUACAUCAGAAGCUAAGCUCUUUCUAUCUUUAAAAAACCAGUGGUAGUUAAUUAGAGGUCUCAAACUUAGACUGGAUUAGGGAAACGUCAUCUUGAGGGAAGACCACUUUAAAUUUCACGUACCACAAAAGAGCAGCACAUUUCUGAAAUGUGUUUUAAUUUUCUGUUUUAUUUUUUCAAAGUUUAACAAAAAUAUGCAAACAUCAGUUAUUAUACAUUUUUAUAUUCAUUUUUUUGUUGCUGUUAAAGUGUUGCCCAUUGAAUAUCGCCGUGUGUGGACAAAUGGACAGAAGAGGUGCACCAGGUGUUAUAAAAGAAAAGUUUUACAUCUAUACACUCCAAACUUAAGCAGUUGAAGGCCUAAACAAAAGAGCAGGUGAUCAGACAUCUUCCCAAAAGUUUAUAUUAUUUAAGAAUCACAAACAACAGAGCAACGCCUGCAAGAGCUGCACUGAUUUCUCACAACCAUCUGACAAAUAAUACCCCUCUCUGCUCUACUGUUGCCAAACACCAGCUCUGCUUACAGAGCUACAGUCCUGCUCAAUCUAGGGGUUUAAAAGAAUGAUCCCAUCACUCCUCAGAUUUCUGUAUGCAAAAGAAAAAAAUGCAAGAAAUGUUGAUGUUGAAGCCUGGAUGCCAAAGACAAACAAUAUCUUGGUUCUGCAGUGGAAAUGUCAAACCUUUAAAAUGAAAGAUGUCUGACAAAACUUAACUCAGAAUGACGAGGAAUUUCCCCAGUUUCAUGAAUAUUGACAUGACUUAAUAUCUCUUUGGAGGGUGUUCAAACUACACCUGCCAUGAAAGAACUUGAGAGGCUUUAAGUGUGCACAUCUUCAUAAGUGGGUGCAGUCCUACUUUCUCAGAAAUGAUACCCCCAAGGCUGAGCGCAGGGUUUGCUCCUUUGACUUGUCUCUGUUUCCUGAUUGCUCUGCUCUUUUCUGACGAGUUUAGAACCUCUCCUUACAGAUGGACUCCCAGAGGUCAGGCGUUGUGGUCUUGGACCGCCUGCAGAGACAGAUCAUUGUUGCAGACUGUCAGGUGUACCUGGCUGUACUCUCCUUUGUCAAGCAGGAACUCUCAGGUAAUAAAACCUACAGCCACCAAGAGAAUGACCUUAAACACAAGUCUCCCAUGACAACUAGUGUUCAGGGCAUUAUGUAAUAUGCUGAUGCAUGUCUUUGUGCUGAAUAUAGACUGUGUACAAACACAGUGCUGUGAAUUCCAUGAUGAUAGGACAGGGCAUGAUGAUAAUUUCAAGUGAAAGCAGAUGACAUGUUUGAUUGAAAAACACACAAACUCAAGGAUAAUCUAUGAACAGUUGGUAUUCAGUAUUACUUGUGCAUCUCCAAACAAAAAGCAUCAUAGUCUGACUUUCUGUCUCUGCUCACAGCUUAUAUCAAGGGAGGCUGGAUUCUCCGUAAAGCUUGGAAAAUGUACAAUAAGUGCCACAGUGAUAUCAGCCAUUUGCAGGAGGCGUGUCAGCGGAGGUCCUCUGUCAAUCAGGAGUCUCUCACAGCUGACAACGCAAACCACAACGCACCAGCGGUGGAGAACGGCGUGACAGCUGAGGCCUUGGACCGGCUCAAAGGUUCUGUCAGCUUUGGCUAUGGCCUCUUCCACUUGUGCAUCUCCAUGGUACCUCCACACCUGCUUAAGAUCAUCAACCUGCUGGGUUUCCCUGGUGACCGUCUGCAGGGUCUGUCCUCUUUAGCGUAUGCAAGUGAAAGCAAGGACAUGAAGGCACCACUAGCUACGUGAGUUGACUUUAAAAGCAUUAUUACCCUUAUAUGUAAAAUCAAUCAAAUGCUUUUAAUGGUUUAUAUGAUGUGUAAAUAUAUAUAGAUUUAUACAUGCUUACUUCCCAAUACCUUGUUGUAUUGCAUUUUAGCACACUUAAGCCCAUUGUCUUGGUCUUGAAACAGUCUAUAACUUAGUGUCAGUCACAAAACAGUGGUGAAAACUCAAACAUGACUAUAAAGGUUUAAAAUAUUGACACAUUCUCAGUUGUCCAAUUAAAAAAACUCAUUUGUUCAUUAAUUUGGGCUUCUGUAGGUCUAGUGUAGCUUUAGUUCAGUCACUUGAGUUUAUUCGAACCUGUUGGAUUAUAUGCUCACCACACUGAAUCAAGUUUUUCUGGAUUUUUUCUGUCUUUAAGUCUUUAUGUUUAAACUAGUUGAAGCCUGGGUCUGAAAAUAAACAGACAGAUGCUCCCCAAACCUGCAUCCCUCCAAAUGUAGAGCAGGAGCACUUUGCCUUUAUUAGACGGGAGAGCUGAAGAGAGAGAGAGAGAGAGAGAGAGAGAGAGAGAGAAAAUGCAGGGAGCAGAGAGACAUGCAGUAAAAGUUCACGACUAGGAGAUAAACCAGCAACAAGGACUAUUGCCUCUGUAAAUGAUGCAUAAAUGAAGCCCAGAACUACCAGUCAGUUAAAUCAGUUAAUUAAUAUUGUUAUGAUUAUGUGCCACUGCAUACCUAAUGGCUCCUGCCAGAGUGCACUACCUGGAACAAGUACAGCACAUAAGACAGAUUGCAUCUUGUGACGUGGCACACAUUGGACAUUAAGUUGUAUAGGCUAUGAUUGGUUAAACAAGCACUCAACCGGAGUAUUCCUAACAAGCACAGUCAUGUGGAUGUUAACCUGCGAGGAGCACUGAAGGCUGGCAGCUUAAGCUCAGCUAACAUUAGCCACACUAAGCAAACUAAUAUGACAUAUUCUACCAACAGCCUCUGUGAUCCUGUGCAAGCUGUGCAAAAUUAAUCCUGCGUACUUUGGACUGUUUGUGAGUGUUUUCUGUUCUUUAGAAUUUAAAUUUUCAUAUAAAUAACUAGGGAAUCAGUUGCGUCUGAAUAACCCGUGUAAAGUUAGUGAGAAUGAUGCAUAGGGACAUGCCGACACCUUUUUGUCCAAGGGUGCAGAUUAAGGAUGCAACAUGACAACCAUCCAGAGGUUUCAAAACAGCAGUACCCCUACCAUAGAUCACUGAUAUUGGCAAUUAUUUGGGGCAAACUGAUAAAGAUCAACAGGCAAAGAUUUUAAACACAACACAAUAUACACACACUAAUAAACAGGGUAAGUGCUCAGUGAGGACAACCCUCCUAUGACACCUUCAUCCUUAUGCUUUGAUGACAAGUUACAUAACCUACCACCUGGCCUUCUAGUGGACACAACAACCCAAACAGCAUCACCUCCUUCAUCACAUUCAGGCUCUGUUUAUGUAAGCUCCAUGUCUUUUCAUCACUGAUACUACCUACUUUACCACAUGGCUCUUAAUUGCCCCCACAGUACAACACGUACUGCUGGAAGGUAGGCAGGCCAUGCUAGCUCUCACUGCCUAUGAUACCCACUCACAGGCUGUUAUUGUGUCCUCCUGAAAAAAAAAAUACAAUCGAGAGCCAAACUUUUCUCCAUAAGUCAAAACUCACCCAUCAGUGAAUAAAAGAAGAUGCACCUUUUUUGGACUCAUGAAACAGUUUUUUUUCUAUGAAUAAAUGUAAUUACUACAUAUGACUGAAGUUCUUUACUGUUACCUUGUUUUAACCUCUGUUUUAUAAAGGGUGCUGUAAAAAAAGGUGAUACCUCAGACUGAAAAAUAACUCCCCUGUUGUGUUGCUCAGGUUGGCCCUCUUGUGGUACCACACAGUAGUGCUGCCUUUCUUCGCCCUGGACGGCUCAGGUACACAUGAGGGUCUGAUGGAGGCCAAAGCUAUUCUGCAGAGAAAGUCUGUGGUUUACCCGAACUCAUCCCUCUUCAUGUUCUUUAAAGGACGGGUCCACCGGCUAGAGGUACAUGCAACAACACCAAUCAGUGAUAGAUAAACUGCUCUGUAACCAGACUGUUGAAGCUGUAAAUGUUGUUGAUGUUUAUUUCAUUGUAGUGUUUUAUUUGCUUUGUACAGAUGACAAACUUUUUUCUUACUGCAGAAAGACAGCAUUGGAUUUUACAUCUUCUUCUGUAACCCUAUUGACUAAAACUGACAUGUCAUGUUUUUCUAACUUUACUGCUGUUAUUUAUGUAUAUACUCUCUUUUCGUCCCUAGUGCCAUAUCAACAGUGCUUUGGCCUGUUUCCAUGAUGCACUAGAGCUUGCGUCAGACCAAAGGGAGAUCCAGCAUGUGUGUUUCUAUGAGAUCGGUAUGUGUUUACCCAUUAUGUUACUUUUAUUGUUCUGCACUGUGCACAAACUUUAUAAAAGACAUUCAUGUUCUUAUGCAUUUGUCUUUGUCUCAGGUUGGUGUAGCAUGAUUGAGUUGAAUUUUGAAGAUGCAUUCAGGUCAUUUGAAAGGCUGAAGAAUGAGUCACGCUGGUCACAGUGCUACUACGCCUACUUAACAGGAGGUAAGCCAGCCACACAGUGAUGUAUUUACUCAGCUGGGAUUCGUCUGUUGAACAUGUAAUAUUUCAUGCCCAGCUUCAUUACCUGCUUUCCUGUCCAGAUUUUCAUACCUUCAGCUUUGUCACCCUGGUGUGGGGGUAGUGAUACUGUGUGUAAUAUUUAUGGCUAAGUUGACAAAGAUCAGGUUAUGAAUGAUGCAGACUCUUGCUACAGGCUCAGACCCCUAGUGUGCAGCAUGCAUACCAAUGUUCCUUCCUCCCAUAUUUCUGCUAGGUUAACCCUGACCUUCAUACAGUAAUGACAUGUGCGUUGUCCUGAUAAGCGAUGAGGAUCGAGACGUGGUGCACUAGUUUCUACCCUGAAUCCAACGCUUUAACCCAGAUUUAACUUUUUGGUUAUUUUUUACAGUGUGUCAGGGAGCUGCAGGUGACCUGGAUGGAGCAAGUGGAGUUUUCAAAGAUGUGCAGAAGCUGUUCAAGAGAAAAAACAACCAGAUAGAGCAGUUUGCUGUCAAAAGGGUGAGUAAAGAUGCAGGUUUUCCCAUUAGUUUGUUCAAAAUAGUUGUUUAACAUUGAUUUAAUUGCACAUAAGACAGGUAGAGUCUAGUCAGAAUUUUUUAUGAUUCAAUGAGCAGCACUUUACCCAUUUUAGGUUGUUUUGUACUCUAUUUCUAUGGUUAUCAGCAAUUAAUUUCCAGAGGUACUGGGAGACUGUACAUAUGAACAUAUACCAAAUAGAAGAGUUUUGAUGCGACAAUCUAGUCUGUCUUUCUCUGCUGAAAAACUCAUUACAAAUACGCCUUUACUUAUUUUCUCCUCCAUUUGAUUCCUCUCUGCAGGCUGAGAGAUUGAGAAAAACCUCGCCCACCAGGGAGCUCUGCAUCUUGGGUGUUAUUGAAGUGCUGUAUCUGUGGAAAGCACUUGCAAACUGCUCCUCAUCAAAACUGCAGAUUAUGAACCAAGGUGAGUGUAACCCUAGGGAUCCUUUUAGUGGCAUGAUCAAGAAAACUCACAUUUGACCCCAUGUGACUGUUUCCUCUCUGUGUUUAUUCAGUGUUACAGAGUUUAGACGACACUUCCUGCAGAGGCCUGAAACACCUCCUACUCGGUGCCAUUCACAAAUGUCAUGGAAAUAUGAGAGAUGCUAUCCAGGUAUCAGUCUACAUUUAGCACUGAAUUACACUGCAGUUUAUCUAUACUUCUCAUGUUAUUCAUCUUGCUCUCUGCACAUUUUCUCUAUAAUGCAGGCAUUCCAGCUGGCUGCUCGGGAUGAGUAUGGACAACAGAUCAACUCAUAUGUUCAGCCGUAUGCCGUCUAUGAGCUUGGUUGUAUACUCCUUGCAAAACCAGAGGUCAGUCUUCUGCAUGUGAUGUUUAGAUUAGAUUCAUCAAAAGGUCAAGGAAAUUAUCAUUUAAGAAUUGAAUUACUUAAAGGCUAGACUGCUGCUGUGAGCUGACUUUACUCAAGCUUAAGUUAAUAUAACAGGAACCAUAACUUUAAAUGUCACUGUCAGAAAACAGAAUACAUACAACCGCAAUUUCACCACUAUCAAUUGUUAGUGUUAUCACAUGAAAUUGGCUGUGCUUUCAUAAGGACUGGCCUGGAACAGGAUGUCUGCUUGCUGUGAACCAUAAUCACUGUAAAACACGAAAGACUGGAGUGAUGCUCAUAUAUAUGUAUAUAUAUAUGGUAUUUAUCUUUCUCUGCAGAGCUCUCCAAAGUCUGCUUUUCAGAUGCAGUGAGAUGUAAGGACUGUACCAUCCUUUCUCACUUUGACCAACAGUGUGUUUCACAUACGAUUGUAAUAUAUAAUCAAAUGUGAUAACUUAACUGUAGCCUGAGAUCUCCUGAGGGUGUCUCUUAAAGAUUUUACUUCUGCUGUUUAUCCCAGUGCAGACUGUGUUUUUUAUGUCCUUUUUGUAACACAUGUUGAAGUGCUUUUGCAUAUCAAAUUAUGUGCUAUGUAUAUCUGUUUAUUGAAAUCUCCCAUGACAUUAUUUGCUCAAGUUUUUCCGUGGUGUGACUUAAUUAUGAUUUAUGGUGCAAUUCUCAAGCAUCUACAGCCAAAGUGAGCAGUUUGUAGCUGGUUAUGAAUUAGACUUGACACAGUGCUUUGUAGAAAGUUGUGAUUGUGUGCACAGUUAUUAUUAAAUUUUUGAGGCUCUGCUAAAAAGACUACCAGUAACAAAAUUACGCAUUCCUAUGAAGUUAUUUUUGAGCUUGUAAGCACAAAACCAGGUCGGAUGAGGUGAUUACAUCAAAGCAUGCUUCUCCAGCAGCCUCUGUUGAUAUUUUCCACAGCAAAGGUUCAUAGUGAGCAACGCACUUAUUUUACUUUUUCACCAUCAAAUUGCUGAAGCAAGUACAGCACAAAAUAAGCAAAGACAAAGAAACUUGUGGAUGCUAUGGCAACACAGAUAAUUAUGAUAAUAAGUAUUGAAGUUUGUAUAAGUUCUGGUAUUAAUAUUUGCACAAGUCCAACCUUUUCUUUUUGUGUUUUAAUACAGACGAUGGGAAAGGGGAGAUCAUUUCUUCUUCAAGCAAAGGUAAAUUUAUGUAGAAAUAAUCUCAAUACAAUUAACUGUGAUUUCCUAUAUAAGAUCCUAUAUAAGAUAAAACUUAACUGCAUGUUACUGAUCUAUCUAUCCGUAUUUAUCUGUCUGUCUGUCUGUCUGUACCUUUAGGAGGAUUUUACAGGCUACGACUUUGAGAACAGGCUUCAUGUGCGGAUUCAUUCAGCCUUGGCUUCUAUGAAGGAAGUAGUGCCUCAGUGACUCCUUAAAGAGGAAGCUUCAUCGGCCUAAGCUACUACUAGCUUUUUACACCAAGUUUAAGGACAUUCAAAAUACCCGUAUGAAGUCCCAGUGAGCAAAAUCCUGUGUUUUUCAUGGUUACUGUAUGGAAGGAAAUAACUUGCUGCCAUUGUGCCCAGUCAGAUUGACAUGAAGUUUUCUCUCUGUGCUUUUGUUUGAGGUUUACAAUAUACGUGAAUCCUGUUUGCCUUGCAGAUGGGAGAUGAAAAUUGUCAGCCCAGCUUAGGUUUGCAAGUUCAAGAACUAUCGUAUGCCUAAGCUUUAAUUUUCAAACAGACUUGUACAUUUUGCAAUUCUGUAUUAUUGCAUAUUCAUAAAGAGUGAACUAUGUGAUCUUUGGGGUUUCCACAUUGUAGGUUUUUUUUCAAUUCAAGCCAGCUGCUUCUGCUUACUUUUAGUGCUAGCGCUUGGCAAGGCUAAACUCCCAGCCCUGGCUGCACAGAGAUGAUUCUGAUUAUAGUCUGUGACUCUGGGCUUAAUGACAAACAAGUAUAUUUCACCAAAUGUCUUACUGUUCCUUUGAGUGUUUUCCUGCACCCAAACAUACAGUAUUAAUUAUCUGGUAUCAAUUUUCCUCAUUAACUUGUGUAUUUGAAAGAUUUUAAUCAUGCCACCACUUCCCUCUGACUGUAUAAAAGGAUGGAUGAGGUGUUUCCACCUCCACCUGCUGUAUAAAAGUGAAGCCAAAACACCCCCAUGUUUACAUCAUCAGAGAUCAGUGCUCAGAGCUGCAGUAUUGAUGUAUCACCACCACAGUUUACAAUGACACUAACAAAUAGACAUAGAUAUACAAUCUACAGCUAAAAGCUUUUUGUAAUUAAGUAUUUUCAAGCAAGUCAGGCUGCACUGAAUGAUGCAGGUGACAUAGCCGCACCCCUCUAUGUGGCUGAUUUGCAUCUAAAAAAAUUGUCAAAAGAGCUCAAAAAGAAAAUGUUGGCGUCAGAAAAAUGAGUCAGAUGCAGCAAAGAAAAAUCAAUUUCUUGGAGACAAAGACAGCAGACAGACCAGUCUGAAGAAACCACCAGUCAUCUCCAGAGAAGACUGAAAAAUACUGUUUUGACAGUGAAUCUAAUAGCAUCAUUAUUACUCUUUAAAGAAAUAUAAGACAGGGUUUUUCCUUCAAAUUCAUCUGAAAAAGUAGUGUCAUCUUAUAUCAGGGACUUAGUUAUCAAACCCCAUAGAGCCUGGGUUUUGUAUAACUUUGUGCAUUUCUUUGACACACAGAGGCUUUUCUAUUCCACAGAGACGAUCAAUGAAUUUGUAAAGACUGUCUGGGUCCUAUCCCUCAAAAAGGAAGUUAUCUGUCCUGCAUAGGCCUUUGUAGAAUAAUAUGAGUUAUGUUAUGACUAUGUUAGCCAGAGGCUGCAUUCUUGUCGAAGUCUGUUGACCAAUCAGAGGCUGCAACUGUGAUCAGCUGAGCUUUUAAGGUCCAGUCAGAAGCGAGGACAGCUUUAGAUCGAAAUACUGUUUCGAAUGUGUUCAAUCAACUUGUCAGUACUUUAUCCAGUUUGUGUGUGCUGCAUUCAUUUACGUCAACGUACCUUGUUUUAUUUCUAUAUUUUUAAAUAUUUUCACUGUAAAAUAGCUUUAAAUACCAUAAAUACCCCCAAAAUGGUCUUAAAUAGGGGUGUCAUCUUAUGUUAGUGCCGAUACAUUCUUGGAAUGAAUCAGCAAAAAAAAAUCUGCUUUAUCAUGUCCUGGCUUUAUGAGCUAUACUGCAGUUGGUCAGUAGGAGGAGCUUUGAGUGUUUGGCCUCACUUUUGGCAAGCUGCUUUGUUACCCAUCUUUUUGUACGGUCAGCGCUCCCUCCCUUCUGUUAUUAAGCACAUUAACGUAACUUCUUGACUAAAUCAUAUCUCCCUCCAGUUAUAAAUAUAUGAUACAGGUGGUAGAAUUUUUCACAUUCCUUAAAGAAAUAUAUGCAUAUCUGCUUGUGAAAUUGCAAAAGGGGCCACUUAUUAUACUUAUCUACUUGGAAAAAAUACCAAACUUCUAGUAUAAUCUUGACAAAAUCACAAUUCACCUUAAAUCACAUUUAGUAACAACUAGGCUGCUGUGAGAUAGUUCACAUUGACGUAGGGAGCAAUCCUUUAUUUAUAGAAAUUGGGAAAUCACCACACUUCACAAUGCCCUGAUGAUGUUUUUUAAUGCAGAAAUAUUGGGCAUUAGUUCUGUGCACUAUGCAUGGUUUGGCAGGGUGAUAGUGGCAUUAAGACUGUGUACCUGUAUGUCUAUCCCUGCAGAUACAGAGGUAUUGUAAUACAACAUUGGUACUGUAAAUGACCUGUUGAGGUGCUGCUAAAUGUCAGCCGAUUAAACAUGUGUUACUUGUGGUUUAUUUUAACAGGGUUUAAUAAAACACGCUUUUAAAUUAGUCAAUUUAAAUGAACCAACAAAGCAAAGGUUGUGUAUUCCAAGUGUCACAUACAAAACACUGUUUUACUUUGAAUUUAUAUAUCACAGUUUGGCUGACAUUAUCGCCUACAGUGAUUUAAAAGUGUGAUCGUGAAUGGGAGAGAUUACUUUGAUGUUGAUAAACUUUCUCAAUGCUGUACAUAUGAAUUAUUCUGUACAGGUUAUUGCCUUUAUUAACUAGCAGUCUGAGUCUUUGUCAUGCAAGCAAUAUAAGCAAAAAGAAACAGUGAUUUACAAAGGCUCUCCACAAAGACUUUCUGUGUUUUCAUCCACUUUGAGGUUGUUGAUUUAUUCUGCUCUCACUUAAAGCUGGUCAUAAAAAGCCAGUCAUCAUCCCCUGUGGCUGUUAUGGAUGUAAACUGUGGUAAAUGUUCAGGUGGCCACUGUGCAAGUGGUCUGUGCAGUGCAAGUAAAGUAAUGGUGAAAUGUCAGUAAUUCUCCUGCUGUUCCAAAUACUUCUGUCGCUGAGAGAAACUUUCUGUUGGUCAUGAUAUUUUGUUGAAACUACGAUAACGUCAGGAUUAUGGUGUUCAAAAGUGUCACAUAACUCUACAAUAAAUUGUCCUCCAUUAA